AAUAAUUCUGGUGUCUGGUUGUUUAUAAUCAACAGUGUGUGUAAACCCAGUAAUUCUGGUGCCUGGUUGUUUAUAAUCAACAGUGUAUGUAAAUCCAGUAAUUCUGAUGUCGGGUUGUUUAUAAUCAACAGUGUAUGUAAACCCAGUAAUUCUGGUGUCUGGUUGUUUAUAAUCAACAGUGUGUGUAAACCCAGUAAUUCUGGUGUCUGGUUGUUUAUAAUCAACAGUGUGUGUAAACCCAAUAAUUCUGGUCUCUGGUUGUUUAUAAUCAACAGUGUGUGUAAACCAAGUAAUUCUGGUGUCUGGUUGUUUAUAAUCAACCGUGUGUGUAAACACAGUAAUUCUGGUGUCUGGUUGUUUAUAAUCAACAGUGUAUGUAAACCCAGUAAUUCUGGUGUCUGGUUGUUUAUAUCAACAGUGUGUGUAAACCCAGUAAUUCUGGUGUCUGGUUGUUUAUAA
Lottia gigantea (owl limpet) is the source of this 459-nucleotide messenger RNA. RefSeq lists its product as hypothetical. NCBI's taxonomy places the organism in Eukaryota, Metazoa, Mollusca, Gastropoda, Lottiidae. The transcript has a single exon. The record is from RefSeq and is a predicted model, not a curated record. The annotation marks the transcript as partial.